Marasmius oreades (fairy-ring Marasmius) is the source of this 1393-nucleotide messenger RNA. RefSeq lists its product as uncharacterized. The record is from RefSeq and is a predicted model, not a curated record. Gene Ontology annotation, cellular component: small nuclear ribonucleoprotein complex; SMN complex; nucleus. NCBI's taxonomy places the organism in Eukaryota, Fungi, Basidiomycota, Agaricomycetes, Agaricales, Marasmiaceae. The transcript has 6 exons. Gene Ontology annotation, biological process: spliceosomal snRNP assembly. The coding region runs from base 47 to 1102 and encodes 351 amino acids.
UUUGACUUCUAUUCGGAGUCGAUUGGUCUCAUAUUGGUCUCAUACCAUGUUCACUGGUCUCCGCAAACGCAAGAGAGAUGAAGAGGAAGACUCCGACCACGAGGAACCUUCGUUUGGAAAGCAAAUACUCCCAGUAGCCAACUUGCCUGGAAAUUACGACGGCAUACCGCAGGAUGGGAUGGAAUAUCUUUUCACGGUCAGACGGGAUGCCCUUCGACUUCCUCGCAUAACGCGAGUAGACAAUCCCUACGCUAAGCCAGAAACUAAACCAACUUUGUCACUACCUCCUCCCACUUUACCUGCCCACUACGUACUUCCUUCUGAGGAGUGGUGCAACCUCAUUGAGACCAGAUUCCAAAAUUUGAGGAAGAACCUAUCGCAGCCCACUAUUCAUGUAGAAGUUCCUCAAAGUGGUUCUACGAAAGUUAUUCCGGACAUAAAAGAACGUGCGUUGUGGUGGGAAUUCUUAGCUGGGAAGCCUACGUCGGACUGGAAUCCCUCAAAAAAAACGAAAAACACAAAACAGCGAAAAUUGGGGAGGGGGAUGCGUGCUUUUACACCUGAAGCAGAACCGGAGGGGGUUCGGGACGCGAUCGAGACUACAACCUCCCAAUUCAAUGAAGGCCGAGAACCAGAAACGUCGACGAUCUCUUAUCAAUGUAAGCGACCAACACCCAGAAUUUUGAAACGGUUGGACGAGAGUAUGUCUUUACACCUGCUUAUGUACUUCACACAUUGGAUCAAUGUGCAACUUCAAGGCCAGCCAUCUGGACCCUCCGGCUCCCCUUUACCCCGCCUAAGCCAGGUACACGCGCAAUGGAUAUUUGCGCUGCUAACGCGCAUUGGGGAUUUUAUAUCAGCCGAUGACAUGAGCUUGCUUCGCAAUCUAUCGAGGGCUUGUUUUUCGCUCCUUAAAGUACUUAUUCGAGAGAAGGAGGGGUUGCAAACCGGAUCAGCGACCGUUUCGCCACAGAAAAUCAUUGGAGAAGAUUCUGAGAUGGAUGAGACUUCUUGUUGGGUCAUCAUAGCUAUCAUCGUUGGAGUCUGGAAGCAACGCGAUCUGUGGACCGACGCAGACGCCUUGUUGAGAAGUAUACCGUAGCUUGCAUACUUCUCUUUCUCGAAUCUCCUUCACUUCUGCUUAUGAUGUCUUCCCUGCGGCGCGACUGCUGAGCAUGAAGAGUUUUACAAGAAUCGGAGAGAGAUGACAAUAACAAGUUGCUUCUUGAUUCGAGCGUAGAAGUCCCGAUACCAUUACAGCAGUUGAGUUUGAGAUCUGUGAGUCUUAAUAUUCUGUAGCUAAGUAGCUCAAGCUCUUGUAAUCAGCCGUGGUUUUGUCAUUCCAUGACGCUAUUUCUAGUUCGUUUGGGUUUUCUAGUUAAAGUUGCGCUUU